AUGGGGUUGUCUGAUCGAGCCUGUCUGAAUUUCUCAAGCUUGGAACAGGAGAUUAGUACAGACGCGUUUGUGAAGCAGGCAGAUAUAGAAGAAAUGAGAGAGAAAGAAGAGUGCAGGCGAGGCUCAGUAUACAGUAAAAGACAAGGCCCUAGAGUGGCUCUGAAUGCCUUGAAAGCAUGA
Messenger RNA from Sphenostylis stenocarpa, 180 nucleotides. The record is from the annotation of a GenBank genome assembly. Lineage: Eukaryota; Viridiplantae; Streptophyta; Magnoliopsida; Fabales; Fabaceae.